Molecule: messenger RNA, 1339 nt
Organism: Pristis pectinata (smalltooth sawfish)
Lineage: Eukaryota; Metazoa; Chordata; Chondrichthyes; Rhinopristiformes; Pristidae
Gene: mdka
Product: midkine a
Exons: 5
Coding region: 41-601 (186 amino acids)
Molecular function (GO): growth factor activity
Source: RefSeq, a predicted model, not a curated record
UGAUCACGGAAAAGCCAAGCCUUCAUUGUAAGCUUAAGACAUGAGGCAACAUGUCAUUACCUGGACUUUGCCGUUUAUGCAACAUUCCUGGAGGGAGACCAUGCCUGAAGGCAGAAUCCAAAUGAUGGAAGGAACAAAACAGGCUGUCAGUUUCCAAAGAAUGCAGCUGCGUGUCCUUUUCUCGCUGGUGUUCGUGCUGGUGGUUGUCCUGAUGGCAGGAGGCUCGGAAGCUGGAAGGAACAAGAAAGAAAGAGGAAAGAAAUCCAGCUCAGCCUGCAAGGAGUGGGAGUGGGGAGCGUGUGAGCCCGCAUCAGGGGACUGUGGCACUGGGCUUCGUGAAGGAACCUGCAAGGAGAACGAUGAGACCAAGAUCGUGAAGUGCAAGGUGCCAUGUAACUGGAAGAAACAGUUUGGAAGUGACUGCAAGUACAAGUUUGGAAACUGGGGAGAAUGUGACACCGAGACUGGCCUCAAGACUCGCAAUGGCACCCUAAAGAAGGCUCUGUUCAAUGCGGAGUGUGAGCAGUCAGUGAAGGUCACAAAGUCCUGUGAUAAAUCCAAGUCAAAAGCAAAAGGUAAGAAGGGAAAGAAGGGGAUGUGAAGAUCUUCUGAGAAAUUUGACAGUAUAACCCACCUUCUGUUGAUCUGAGCUGCAACACAAUCUAUACAGCCGCCCCUCACCAAAAUACCUUUUACCAAGCUUUGUUGUAAUCUUCUAAUCUGUAGAAUUUAAUGUAAAGGAACAACCUUUUUAAAUGGUUGUUUUUUUUUCUAUUCUUAUUGCUUUAUAAACUUGAGACUUUGGCAUGUGUACAGUACAUUUCUGCAACAAUAUAAUUUCUGUGUAGAAUGCCUUACAAAUCUUUAGGAUUGUAGUAGUUUUUACUUUGUAUCAAUUGUCCUUUUAAACCCCUUUCAAAAUGAUUUUUAGUGUCUUGGUGUUCUUUGCAGAAUUUUAGAACAUUCACUUUCCUGGUCUUUUUUGACCUUUGCAUCUGAAUGCAUCCAGUAUCCUUUUUUGUUAAAAUAAAUUGUAACUGUUUCUUUUAGAUUUGGACUACAGAAAAGUGUUAAAGCAGUUGGUGAUAUGAUCAAAAGUGGCCAUUUUGCUAUACUGACAUUGUUGUGUUCUUGACAAUGCAUGACAUUGACACAUUGUGAUCUUUAACAAAGCCACACAACUAAAACAGGAAACUUUUUUUCAAAGCUGUGAAUUGGAGAUUUGGAAGGCAUAAAGUAGUUAAUGAAAAAUAAUACAUUUCCAGACCUAAAUGUUUGCCAUUUACUGAACAGAUCUUGGAUGAGAGGUUUUUUUCAAUAAAAUCUUUUUAUAAACGUA